AUGUCGAUACUCAACAUUGUGGCCAGGGAGAUCCUGGAUUCUCGGGGAAACCCUACAGUGGAGGUGGACUUACACACUGACAAAGGUGUGUUCCGGGCAGCGGUUCCAAGCGGGGCGUCCACAGGGAUCUAUGAAGCUUUGGAACUGAGAGAUGGUGAUAAGAGUCGCUACAAGGGCAAAGGAGUGCUGAAAGCCGUCAGCCACGUUAAUGACACCAUCAGACCCGCUCUCAUCCAGUCUGGGAUCAGUGUGGUGGAACAGGAAAAGUUAGACAACAUGAUGCUUGAGAUGGAUGGAACAGAGAACAAAUCUAAGUUUGGAGCUAAUGCUAUUCUGGGAGUGUCUCUGGCCAUCUGCAAGGCCGGUGCCACAGAAAAAGGUGUCCCCCUGUACCGUCACAUUGCUGACCUGGCCGGAAACACAGAGCUGGUGCUUCCAGUUCCCGCGUUUAACGUGAUUAACGGGGGGUCACACGCGGGGAACAAGCUGGCCAUGCAGGAGUUCAUGGUCCUGCCGGUGGGGGCGGAGUCAUUCCGCGAGGCCUUGCGCAUCGGGGCGGAGCUUUAUCAGACCCUGAGGGGCGUGAUCAAAGAGAAGUACGGCCAGGACGCCAUCAACGUCGGGGACGAGGGGGGGUUCGCCCCAAACAUCCUGGAGAACAGCGAAGCUCUGGAGCUUUUGAAAACGGCCAUCGAGGAGGCUGGUUUCACAGAUAAGGUGGUGAUCGGGAUGGAUGUGGCGGCGUCUGAGUUUUAUCGUGAGGGGAAAUACGACCUGGACUUCAAAUCUCCCCCCGACGCCUCCCGCCACAUCACUGUCGAGGAGCUGUCUGACAUCUACCAGAGCUUCGUCAACAACUACCCAGUGGUGUCCAUCGAGGACCCGUUCGAUCAGGACGAUUGGCCGGCGUGGUCUCAGCUGACCGCUUCCAUGGGGAUCCAGAUCGUGGGCGACGACCUGACGGUGACGAACCCGCGGAGGAUAGAGAGGGCGAUAGAGGAACGCGCCUGUAACUGCCUCCUCCUCAAAGUCAACCAGAUCGGCUCCGUCACCGAGGCCAUACAGGCGUGUAAGCUGGCCCAGGAGAACGGCUGGGGGGUGAUGGUGAGUCAUCGCUCUGGAGAAACAGAAGACACGUUCAUUGCUGACCUGGUGGUUGGACUCUGCACUGGACAGAUAAAAACGGGUGCACCCUGUCGAUCCGAACGGCUGGCUAAAUACAACCAGCUCAUGAGGAUUGAGGAGGAGCUGGGAGACCAGGCUCGUUUUGCUGGUCAUAACUUUCGCAAUCCCAGUGCACUCUGA
Messenger RNA from Chanos chanos (milkfish), 1305 nucleotides. RefSeq names its product gamma-enolase. The coding region runs from base 1 to 1305 and encodes 434 amino acids. Gene Ontology annotation, cellular component: phosphopyruvate hydratase complex. The record is from RefSeq and is a predicted model, not a curated record. The transcript is spliced from 11 exons. Gene Ontology annotation, molecular function: magnesium ion binding; phosphopyruvate hydratase activity. Lineage: Eukaryota; Metazoa; Chordata; Actinopteri; Gonorynchiformes; Chanidae. Gene Ontology annotation, biological process: glycolytic process.